AUGUUUGAAUUGUUCUUCUUGAUAGAACUCGGUUUGGUUUGCUCUCGCGAGCCGGAGGAUAGGCUAAAGUUGUUAAACAAUGUUCAGUGCUGCUUGGUGUUUUUGGAAGCCAACAAUCAAUCACUACUUGAAUAUGGCGGCAACAGUACACUUAUCAAUGCACAGCACUUGCAACAAAAACAACACAGCGACAUUCUCAACAUAGCGAAAACGAGCAAAGGCAAUUUGGAUGAUUUGAACGAAGCCAGUAUUGCCAUUGCCAUGAUGCGGGUUGUCCAGAGCAUCAAUAUUGUUUAUUGCCGUCACAUCUAUCACACUAUCAAAAAAGGGAAAAAGCGAGUUUUUGAUCAAGGCGUAUUCCAGUUCAAAGAAGAAAAAGUAGCACGAAAGUUAAUGUCACAGUUGAAACAAGGAGCACGUCGCUAUAUGCAUUUGAUUCGUAUAUUUGGUGCUGAUAUUGUUUUGUUGCCUUUGACGUUCAACCCAUGGAACCUAGAGCAAAUGAGCGAAGACUCAUUUAUGCGGGCGUUGGACUCUGUUGAUGUUGAGGAUGUGAAGAAAAAGUGGUGCGAUACCGAACUCUUGACCGACCUGUGCCGACUGUGA
Zychaea mexicana is the source of this 606-nucleotide messenger RNA. RefSeq lists its product as uncharacterized. The record is from RefSeq and is a predicted model, not a curated record. The transcript is spliced from 2 exons. Bases 1 to 606 code for a protein of 201 amino acids. NCBI's taxonomy places the organism in Eukaryota, Fungi, Mucoromycota, Mucoromycetes, Mucorales, Lichtheimiaceae.